Molecule: messenger RNA, 5028 nt
Organism: Penaeus chinensis
Lineage: Eukaryota; Metazoa; Arthropoda; Malacostraca; Decapoda; Penaeidae
Gene: Kpc2
Product: ubiquitin-associated domain-containing protein 1-like
Exons: 8
Coding region: 593-2500 (635 amino acids)
Molecular function (GO): protein binding
Source: RefSeq, a predicted model, not a curated record
CCCGAGUUCUGGCGUGAAAGGGUCGGUCCCAGUGACGUCAGUACGAACUACGCAGAAUCGUAUUAGCAAUAUUUUGUACAGUGAAAAGGUCCUAGUUUGCGGAGCUGCGUUGGAUAAUAAAAAGGGAGCUUUCCCAGACUUUGCUAAGCGACAGUACGAGAUCAUAAAUUACCGGAUAGCAUUCCGGUUUAACGACAAAGAAUGUCCAUCCGCGAUAUGCAUUAGUUUUCCCCCUUUCACGAAAACGUUUUCUUCGUUGCCAAUACGCAAGCUGGAUCUGACUGGCACUAUACUACACGUCCUCACACCCUUGUUACUUCAGCAAAAGUAGAAAGAAACAGGGAAAUCGAAAAGAGGGAAAAUCCCCACUUCGAUACUUCAUCAAGAAACUAGAGAGAAGCAUCCCUAUGUAAGAUUUUACUUAAAAGCGAAGAGAAGAGAGCUCGAGUGAAAAUUUGAAGUCUUUGCUGUCGCUAAGAAAACGAAAUUUGCUAAAUACGUGUAUUGGAAUCGAACCAAAACGCUUAUCAAAGCCACAACAGGCUAAUACUAAAGAAUCGGAGCAAUCCGGAAUGGUCAUUUAUAAGGAUUCAUGCUUGGCUGGCUGAAAAGAAGGGCCAGAGUGACCAUCAACUCUCGUUACAUCACUCUACUAAGGAGAAAUAUUUCACCCGACAUGAUUGUCCCAGAAUCUGUUCAGACCAUGUUUAACCAGCAUAGUCUCAAGCUGGUGGUGUUGAACAGUGAAGGUCAUGAUUAUCAGCUGGAGGUUCCCACAGGAACAACAGUUGAGAGGAUAAAAACCAUGGCCAUUGGACACUUCUUCAAUCCCUUAGAGUUGGAGGGAAUCAGUGUAACAGAUGACAAAGGAGAAACAACCAAAACGGGUAACAAGAGCAGGACGUACCGCUUGGUGCUGGUGAGGGAAGGUCGACCACUCUUGGAUGUCAACUCUCUCCAACUUGAGCAGCUUAUAGAUAAUGAUGAGUUGCUCUUGAUUGAUGGCCGUGAAGCUCCAACUAUCAGGGAGCCAGCACCAGAAGAAAUGACCAUCCCAACAAUGAGGGAGAUAGCUGAAGCUACAGUAAACCUUGCAAAACGCAACCACAACCGUGAUCCAGAUCCAAUGAAUCAUUCAACUGAUUUUCAGAUAGAAUUUCGAAGAAUCUUGAUAACAAUGAUUGAAGCCUCCAUCCGCCUAAUUAGUGCUGAUCCAGAUUCUGAGGAAAUCUUCACCCAGAUCUUGGACAAGCUUGAACGUAGACACAGGCCACGCAUUGACAAAAAUGCACUCCGACAGCUGACAGACAUGGGCUUUCCAGAGGCAGAAGCCACCAAAGCAUUACAUGCCAAGAGAAAUGUUAUGGAGGCAAUGGAAUGGCUUCUAGAACAGGGCAACAGAAGCAGUAGUACAGCUGUCAGUGAUGAAGUUGAUACUGCAAGCAACAGGAUGGCCACAGAACAAACAGCAGCACAUGCUACAGUUUCUUCAACUUCCACGGAUAUGUCUGGGGAUCCAGCCAAGAGGAUAUUGAACACUUUCUUGCAGUACCAUCGUAAAUGGUUCCAGCCCAACAUGCAGGUCAUGGAAAAACUAGUAAACAUGGGUUUCAGUAAAGAGCAGGUCACUGAAGCUCUUCGUUGCAGUGGAAAUAAGCAGAAUAGUGCAUGUGAAUUACUGUUGAGCAACCGUUCCACAAUGCCAGAUGACCAAGGAUUGGAACGAGAUUCACCAAUUAUCUCGGCCAUUCUUGCAUCGCCUGUGAUACAACUGGCAUUACCAAAGCCAAAAACACUUUUAGCUCUGAUGAUGUUGUUUGAAAGCCCUAAUAAUGCUAAUAUGUGGUUAAGUGAUCCAGACACACAUCCAGUUGUUAGCCAAGUACUGAGGAUUUACCAUGCAGAAAAGCAUUGCCUGAGUCACAAUCGUCCUCUAGCAACAUCAGGAUCAGUUGAUCCACCAGCUGUGUCACACGCUUUAGGGAUGAUAAGAGUUGGUACUUCUGUGAAUCCAUCUCCACUCCAGCAGUCACAGUUUGCCAGUGUAACAUACACUCAGCCAUUUCCCCUUAGCAUAAGAAGUGCUAGUAGCAAUGGAAUGGCAGGCAUGAGAAGCGCUAGUAGUAGUGGGAUGAUGACAGUUGACCAACCGUCACAUUCACUCACCAUGUCACCUGUAGCUAUGCGAAGAUCAUCAGCAGGACCACUGCCUUCUAGUCUGCACAUGAAUGCCUCCCCAAGUCCUCCAUCCAUUCAUAACUUCGCAGCUGUUCGACUAAACCCAGAAGAAUCAAUGUCCCUCUCUGGGUCGCCAGUCAGGGCACGGGGUGGAGCUCGUAGCCUUUCUGACCUGACAGGGAGUCAAUCAACUCCAGAAAGACCGUCUUAUGAAACCAGUGCAAGACAUACACAAAAUUGUGUUAGUCCAAUUACAUCUAUAGGUAGCAAUGAUGUAGAAAUGGAAGAUAGGACUGAUUCUCAUGCUAUGGAAACAAAGUGAACAUCAAAACUCAGUGUAUCUUUCAUUUAGCUUUUUUAACCCCUUGAAUGUAGAUGGGAAAGAUACAUGCUAUGUCCACUGAAAUUUUAGCUUAUUAAUUGUGUUUACAUAUGGAUGGCUCCGCAAGUGCUGAAUCACCAAGGAGCCAGUUAUUAGUCCUACCUGUCUCGCUUGCUUACCCAUUUUCUUGAUUUUUGGAAAGGUCCUUUUUUAUGAAUUCAAUAUUUUUAACUUUAUUACCUUAAUCACAACAAUAAUCAUAAUGUCAAUAAUAAUAACAGUGCCAAUAUUAAUAGCAUAAAAAAAACAUUUACCACAAAUUCAAGGACUGGGGAAAUCAGGAAUGGUGACUCCAUGGUGGCUGAGCACUUAUGGAGCCAUCUGUGUGCACCAGAAUUGGAAAAAAACUACAGUGGAUAGUGCAUAAACCCAUGGCAAAUGGGUUUAUGGAACAGGUCAUCUUUUAUUGAACAGAGAUACUAUGUGCUUUGUGUAAAUUCUCAUGGAACAGAAGCUAAAUCCCUUCACAGUGAAUCUUUAUCUUAACUGCUUUAACCCUUUCAUUGCCUCAAAUGGGUAUAUCUGCCAAAGAUGUUCAUGGUUGCCAAAAUUAUCGUUACAGUCAUUUUGAUAUCAGUUGUACAGCUGGCUGAUUUUAGUUUUAUAUAUAGCUCUAUAUAUAGCUAGGUAGCUCUAUAUAUAACUAUAUAUGAUUAUAUUGCUCAAUAGCUCUGUGCAGCUCUAUAAUUCUCUACAUAGCUAUAACUCCAUGUAUAUCUCUAGCUCUUUAUAUUUAGCUCAGUCAGUCAGUUGAUCACUGGGCUAAUGCUGACAGGGAUGCAUAGUUGCAUCCACCUUUUGUUUCCAUCUAUGAGGGUCCCUCAUGGUGAGCCACCAGGUGCAUCCUUGGUCCAUCUCUAACUCUGAUAGGUCUUUUCAAGCCACAACUUAAUUGGUUGUGCCAGGGUCCUCCACCACCCAGGGAUGUCUCAGGAGGAGACAACAUGGUGGGCUGGAUUGUCUUUGGAGAAAAAACCAGGUGCCCAGUGCAAGAACACCUCUUUUACAGUUAACCCCUUUUUGCUGGGUGAAGAAAAUAAAUAAAAAAGUCAAUGCUCAGGAGAUUAAUGGCAGUGAGCCAGUGAGCCGGCUUGUAGUGCUUUGGCGUGUCGCCGCAGCGUACAGCUGCACUCCACAGAUUGAGCGUAUUUUUUUUGGGGCCCAUCAUAAAUAGGUUAAAAACAUUAGUAGGACUGAAUAAGAGACAUAAAGCUAAAAGCAUGUUUCAAUUUUAGCUCCAUCAACUAGAGUAACCUGUUACUGAAAACUAGAAUCUGUUGGAGAGGUUAUGGCUACCCCGUGAAGAUGGUUUCAUCCAAUAUGGCCCAACCAGUAAAAGGUGUAAUCACCUACACAUUUUAUGCUGCUGCCAGGCCCCCUCGCUUCCGAGAGGACAGCCACCUCGUCUCAAAUUUUCUAUUCCCUCAGUAGAAGCUGUUAUUGAUCGUCCUGCCACAAGGAGUGGAUGAUUCAUCUCUCUCUCUCUCUCUCUCUCUCUCUCUCUCUCUCUCUCUCUCUCUCUCUCUCUCUCUCUCUCUCUCUCUCUCUCUCUCUCUCUCUCUCUCUCUCUCUCUCUCUCUCUCUCUCUCUGUAUACAUGCAUAUAUGUGAUAUGUUUUGUUUGACAAUUAUUUCUCAACCAUUCUAAUUUGGAUAUUUACAAUAUAAAUAAUUUAGCCUUUUCCAGUGUUGUUCAAUGGUAUACCUAUCUGAGAAUGAAAAUUGCAUAUUUCAUCCAUUAGGAGUUGACUGUUUACCUGGUCAUUUGCUUUACUUUACAUGUGUAGCACUGCAUACUGGGCUAAGUGACUGGUUGGAGAGUCAUUGUCUUCCAAAUGAUUAAGACAGUUUUGGAAGAGGACCGUGGGGUAACUGUGCAUUUGGCAGUUAAUUUUUAAAAUUCUAUCGGCAGAUGUAUCCACUUGUGGCACUCCUGUACGUGAAAUUAAUUCUGCAGUGAAAGGGUGGACAUACUAAAUGGAAUGACCUGCUUUCCCUUGGUGUUGGGUCUAUGUCUAUAUUGUAUGCUUGUAUUUUAAAAUAAAUGUGAUAGGUGAAUUGAAAUACUAGCAAUUCUGUAAACAAGAAAAAAUGGAAUGUAACCAGCUUUUGUAGAAUUUACAGUCAUAUAACACAUAGGUAGUUGCCACCUCAGUGAGUGUUUUGCUAAUAGGAAAGUUUAUUAAUAAAAAAAAGAAAAGCACAGUCACUAAUUUUUGGCCUAAAGGAUUUGAAAUACUGCUACAGUGAAAAAGGAAACAAGAUCCUCAAAGUUUUACAAAGAUUACUCUACUCAAGUGGAACACCAAAAAGUUACUGUUGAAAAGAAUUAUGUAUUUUGGUUCCUUUCUUCUUAUAGCAAUAUUUCAUCUCAGGCAUACAUGCAUGUGCACACACACACACACACACACACACACACACACACACACACACACACACACACACACACACACACACACACACACACAC